Molecule: messenger RNA, 4314 nt
Organism: Dermacentor andersoni
Lineage: Eukaryota; Metazoa; Arthropoda; Arachnida; Ixodida; Ixodidae
Product: cytochrome P450 3A4-like
Molecular function (GO): iron ion binding; oxidoreductase activity, acting on paired donors, with incorporation or reduction of molecular oxygen; heme binding
Source: RefSeq, a predicted model, not a curated record
CAUUUUUGGCCACGACUGUAUAUGUGUGCCGCUCUUCAACAAAUUUCUUCACGCCGUUGUGGACGACUGUAGAUGCGGGACUCGGACGUCGGCAUCACGAGCCAUGCUUGAGGUCUUGCUCCUGAGCGUCAUCAUCGCGCUUGCUACGUGGUUCAUCAUACAACGCAAGAGACGUUUCUCGUUCUUUAAGGACCUCGGAAUCCCCGGACCUCCUCCAAGCUUUCUUUCAGGAAACCUCUCGGAGAUAAUACAGAAGGGAUCACUGAUCACAUUCAAGGAAUGGUUGGACAAAUACGGAGACAUCGUAGGCUUCUACAAUGGGGCUCAUCCGUUUCUUAUCGUGAAAGAUCCCGAACUAAUCAAGAAGAUCCAGAUAAAAGAUUUCAACAAUUUUACAAGCCGAGGAAUGAUGUCAGGCUUCGCGCGGAGCCAUCCGAUUAUCAGUCAAAGCAUGGUGCAUGCUGAGGGGGACCGCUGGAAGAAAAUGCGCAGCCUCAUCACGCCAGCCUUUACGACUAGCAACAUGAAGAAGAUGGCGAGCCUCAUGGACGACAGCUCCAAUGAGUUACUCGAUGUCAUCGAGUCCCUCCGGCCAAAACACAAAGCCAUCGAGUUUCGGGAGCUAUUCCAGAGGUUAGCGGCAGACGUGCUCAUUCAAACAGCAUUCGGCCUAAAAUUUAAUCUGCAGCGAAAAGAUCGAGCGGACAGCUCGGCAGAGUCGCUGUUUCAGGAGAGCUUGAAGAGUUUUCAGCAAUUUCGUCAUGCAUGGAUAAACUUCCUUACUGCAUGCUUUCCGGAGUUUGCCUCUUUUUGGACAACGGUAAUGUCGUGCAGUUCGCGGCUCAACAAAACUGCCACAGACAACAUCUUUGAUGAACUUUCUCCUAUCGUACAUUUCCGUCGAGGAAACCGCGAGAACGAUAGAAGCGAUCUCUUGCAGUUGAUGCUCAAUGCAGAAGCUGAGGAUGAAGUCCCCGUAGACGUGCAUUCGCUCACAACGUCCGUCGAUUCAGAUAGAGCAUUUGAAGAUAAGCAGCCUGUCAAAGCAAAGGACAGCGGGAAGAAGUGCUUUCUAACAAAUACGGAAAUUUUGGCAAACGGCUUCAUCUUCUUCGUAGCGGGGUCCGAGACAACAGCCACAGCUCUGGCGUUUAUAGUGUAUCUCCUUGCAAAACACCAAGACAUUCAAGACCGUCUUCGAAAAGAAGUCCUUGCCAUCCUGAAGAGAGAUGGAACCUUUACGUAUGACAACGUUUUCAGCUUCAAAUACAUGGACCAAGUCAUAUCGGAAUCGCUUCGCUUUUAUGCGCCCGCCAUAGGCUUCACAACAAGAGGAUGUGCUAGAGACUACGUCCACAAGGGUAUCACUAUACCUGCCGGAAUCAACAUCCUUAUACCCCACUACCAGAUGAGCCGUGACCCAGCUUUUUGGACGGAACAAGAAAUUUUCGAUCCCGAAAGAUUUAGCCCUGAAAAGAAAAGCGAAGUUGAUCCUGCGGUGUACCAGCCUUUUGGUCAAGGCCCUCGCAACUGCGUCGGCAUACGCUUCGCUCAACUCGAGAUGAAACUCACCUUGGCCAAGCUAAUGGCGAAAUACAAGCUCGUUCUGGACGAUCGUCAUAUUAAGGAGAAAGUGUUGAAGCUUGAAUCUACCUUCGUCUUGGCCUACCCUAAGAAUGGCAUAUGGCUCAAGCUUGAAAAUACCAUGCUUGAAGCCUUGCUCCUGAGCGUCAUCAUGGCACUUGCUACUUGGUUCGUCAUACAACGGAAGAGACAGCUGUCGUUCUUUAAAGACCUCGGAAUCCCCGGACCUCCUCCAAGCUUUCUUUCAGGGAACCUCUCUGAAAUUAUACAAAAGGGAGCACUGGUAAAAUUCAAGGAAUGGUUAGACAAAUAUGGAGACAUCGUAGGCUUCUACAAUGGUGCUCAUCCGUCUCUUAUUGUGAAAGAUCUUGAGCUAAUCAAGAAGAUCCAGAUAAAAGAUUUCAACAAUUUUACAAGCCGAAGAAUGCCGUCGAGCUUCGCGCGGAGCCAUUCGAUCAUGAAACUAAGCUUGGUCAACGUGGAGGGCGACCGUUGGAAGAAAAUGCGCAGCCUUCUCACGCCAGCCUUUACGACGAGCAACAUGAAGAAGAUGAUGAACCUAAUGGACGACAGCACCAACGAGUUACUCGAAGCCGUGGAGUCCCUGCGGUCGAAGCAUCAUGCCAUCGAGUUUCGCGAGGUGUUCCAGAGGUUAACGGCUGACGUCAUAAUAUGAUCAGCGUUUGGCCUCAAAUCCAAUCUGCAACAAAAAGAUCGAAGCAACAGUCCUACAGAAUCACUCUUGCAAGAGGGCAUGAAGAGCUUUCCACAAUUUCGUCGCGCGUGGAUAAACUUCCUUGCUGGAAGCGGCGUUUUUAUCGUCGCGAUACCGGGAGCAUCAGCGCAAAAUGCGUUUGACGUGCCACAAAAGACAAUCGUAACCCGUUUCUUCACAAGUGUUGGCGCUUGCAUUGUAGAAUCGACCUCGACGUCAGCAUCGCAAGCCAUGCUGGAAGCCUUUCUCCUGAGUGCCAUCGUUACGCUUGCUGCAUGGUUGGUCAUAGAACGCAGGAGACGGCUGUCGUUUUUUAAAGACCUCGGCAUCCCGGGACCUCCUCCAAGCUUUCUUUCAGGAAACCUCUCUGAAAUUAUACAGAAGGGAACACUGGUCAAAUACAAAGAAUGGUUGGAGAAAUAUGGAGACAUCGUAGGCUUCUACAACGGUGCUCAUCCGUUUCUCAUUGUGAAAGAUCCUGAGCUAAUCAAGAAGAUCCAAAUAAAGGAUUUCCACAAUUUUACAAGUCGAGGAAUGUCGUCAGGCUUUGCGCGGAGCCACCCGAUCAACAAGCAAAGCUUGGUCAACGCGGAUGGCGAGCGCUGGAAGAAAAUGCGCAGCCUUCUCACGCCAGCCUUUACGACGAGGAACAUGAAAAAGAUGAUGAGCCUAAUGGACGACGGCAGCAACGAGCUCCUCGAUGCCAUCGAGACACUGCGGUCGAAGCACAAAGCCAUCGAGUUUCGUGAACUCUUCCAGAGGCUAACGGCCGACGUCAUCAUUCGAUCAGCGUUUGGCCUAAAAUCCAAUCUGCAGCAGAAGGGUCGAACCAACAGCAGUACUGAGUCACUGUUUCAGGAGAGCUUGAAUACCAUUCAGCAGUUUCGUCGUGCAUGGAUAAACUUCUUGACUGCGUGCUUUCCGGAGCUUAUCUGGUUCUGGAGAGCAAUCAUAUCGUACAGUUCCAGCCAUACCAAGACUCCCACGGACAAGUCUUUUCACGAAAUUGCUCCUAUCAUAAAGUUCCGUCGUGGAAACCGUGAGAAAGAUAGAAGCGAUCUUCUGCAGCUGAUGCUCAAUGCGGAAGUUGAGGUUGGAGCCCCGGUCAACGUACAUUCGCUCACGGCAUCCGGCGAUGCUGAUAGCUCAUACCAAGAGGACCAGCCUGUCAAAGUAAACGACAUCGGGAAGAAACACGCUUUGACGGAUACGGAAAUUAUGGCGAAUGGCUUCACUUUCUUCCUAGCGGGGUUCGAGACGACUGGCACAGCCCUGGCUUUUGCAGCCUAUCUCCUUGCAAAACACCAAGAUAUUCAAGACCGCCUUAGAGAAGAAGUCCUUUCCGUCCUGAAGAGAGAUGGAGCGUUUACGUACGACAACGUUUUCAGCAUCAAAUACAUGGACCAAGUCAUAUCGGAAUCACUUCGCCUUUUUUCGCCUGUCGUAGGUUUCGUGAAGCUGAACGCAUCACGCAAGUUUUCUCUCUCUCUGCUCGGCAGCUUCACGACAAGAAGGUGCGCUAGGGACUACGUCCACAAUGGCAUCACUAUACCUGCUGGUACCAGCGUCAUUAUUCCCAACCAUCACUUGAGUCAUGACCCAGCCUUCUGGAAGACGCCUGAAAAUUUCGAUCCCGAAAGGUUCAGUCCUGAAAACAAAGGUCAGAUAGAUCCCACCGUGUACCAGCCCUUUGGCCAAGGUCCUCGGAACUGCGUCGGAAUGCGCUUCGCUCAGCUCGAGAUGAAACUAACCAUGGCCAAACUAAUGGCAAAGUACAAGCUUGUUCUGGACGACCGUCACAUUAAGGAGAAAGAGUUGAAGCUUGAAUCUACUUUCAUCUUUGCGUACCCCCCGGAUGGCAUUUGGCUCAAGGUCGAAAAAGUGUGAAGCUUAGAACUUGCAUUUUUGAAGGGAUCAACAGUGUUCGACAGAAAUUAUUUUAGAAGAGUCAGGCGCUCUAUAAAACAUUACUCAAUUUAUCAAAAAUAAACUGGCCGUUUAAUUUUUUUCUUGAA